AAAGGGUGUAAAGAUAGCGCAGACGUAUAACGUAACAUAGUUUUGACUUAGAAAAAGUCGUAUUAAAAGCUUUCGUAAGGAGUGAGUCCCCUCUUGCCUUUAGUUGACCGACUUCACUCUUUCUUUUCAUCGUCUCACAAUAACCUUAAAACAUUCACUCAUUUUACACCAUCCCUAUAUAAACCCACACACACACACCCCCACUUCCUCAUUCAUAUCCACUUAACUCAAUUUUCUAUUUCAUCACUUGCUUAAUUAGCUUGCUAACUAAGCUCAAAUCAUCGUUUUUAUUUAGCUUAAUGGCGUUAGAGGCUUUGAAUUCUCCAACAGCACCCACCGCUUCGUUCCACCACUACCAAGAGGAAGAGGAGGAGGAGGAGGACGUUGACCAUCACUUCCGUGAGCCUUGGGCUAAGAGAAAACGCUCCAAACGUCCGCGUUUCGAAAACCCACCCACUGAGGAAGAGUAUCUCGCUCUAUGCCUCAUCAUGCUCGCACAAAGCGGCAACAACGACCACACCAAUAAUAACAAUAACGUCUCUCGCCGCCAAACUGAAUCAUCAUCUUCGCAGUCACAGUCACGACAAGAAGCGUCACCGCCGGUGAAGUUAACUCACCGGUGCACCGUCUGCAACAAAGCUUUUCCUUCUUAUCAAGCACUCGGUGGUCACAAGGCAAGCCACCGCAAGUCCUCAUCGGAAGCCACCACCGCCUCCGCCGUUGCUUCAGUCAACGACAAUGUUCCCGCCUCCGCCGGAAGGAUGCACGAGUGUUCCAUCUGUCACAAGACUUUCCCUACGGGGCAAGCCUUGGGUGGCCACAAGCGCUGCCACUACGACGGCGGUAACAACCACAGUAACGGCACCGUUAACGCGAAUAACAGCAGCGGUGUCACUUCCUCUGACGGCGGUGGCGGUGCUGCCUCUUCUCACACCCUCCGUGGGUUUGACCUGAACCUGCCGGCACCGUUGACGGAGUUCUGGGCUCCGUUGGGGUUCGAUUCGAAGAAGAAGAAGGAUGAGAUCAUAGGUGGAGGCGGUGAGCAAGAGGUGGAAAGCCCGUUGCCAGUAGCCGCCAAGAGGCCACGUUUGUUUUUGGGCGGUGAUGAUGGUGAAACGGCGUAGCUUUGUUCACAGAACGUUUAUUAUUUAUUUUAAUUUCAUUGAAUUUGUUGCUAUCGUGGUGCAGUGAAUAUGAAUUGCACGCACUUAUUUUAGUUUCCAUUUAUUUUUAUUUUUAUUUUUUUGGGGUUAGUGGGAGUUGGGAUUAGGUUUUGUUUCUGUUGAAUUUACUGGUCAUCUGUACAGACAAAAUUUGUUCAUUGCUUUUGGACUCUUCUUUGUCAUCCAUUCAAUCUAACAUUUCAGUAUUUAUGCCAAAGACAUACAUAUGUCAGUUCAUAUACUUUUACUUCUUCCCUUCUUCAGUGGUUAUGUGAGUGAAUUUAAU
Molecule: messenger RNA, 1449 nt
Organism: Abrus precatorius (Indian licorice)
Lineage: Eukaryota; Viridiplantae; Streptophyta; Magnoliopsida; Fabales; Fabaceae
Product: zinc finger protein ZAT10-like
Exons: 1
Coding region: 300-1124 (274 amino acids)
Biological process (GO): response to stress
Molecular function (GO): DNA-binding transcription factor activity
Source: RefSeq, a predicted model, not a curated record